This is a messenger RNA of Vespa mandarinia (Asian giant hornet), 1740 nucleotides long. RefSeq lists its product as uncharacterized. The record is from RefSeq and is a predicted model, not a curated record. Gene Ontology annotation, biological process: sleep; regulation of synaptic transmission, cholinergic; positive regulation of voltage-gated potassium channel activity. NCBI's taxonomy places the organism in Eukaryota, Metazoa, Arthropoda, Insecta, Hymenoptera, Vespidae.
CCACUGUUCGAGAGUAGUCAUACAGGAAGGCAGAGAAUUGGUCACGGAGGAAGCGUAGAGAUUACUUUCCGAUAUGAAUACGCGACGAUAUACGGGCAAAUCAAAAAGAAUACGGAGAUGAUGUUGUAGUAAAUGAUACGGUUCUUUAACCGCGGUUGUUUCUCUAUAUGUGGCAAAUAUAACUUAAUUUUCAAGAUAAAAAUGUAUAGGAAAGAAAUUAUUUUACGGUACAACGAAUUAAGAAAAUAAAUAAAGUAAAUAUCGAUCUAGUGUAUAUUGUGCAACAAGCAUGCAUUGCUCAUUUAAUUCGUUUUAAUUCCAUUCAAUUCGUUUUGAAUUGGUGAACUUAAAAGGUGCAGUUUCAAAGUGCAUCGAUUCAAUGUCAACAUAACCGUAAAAUAAGGGAAUCGAUUGUCGUGUUUUUUGGACAUUUUUGGAGUAUAAUAUAUAUAUAUAUAUAUAUCUUAAGAAUGUACUGCUUUGGUAAUAUUAGUCCUCCGAGCAUCGAAUGAAAUACAAAAGAACGUAUGAUAAAGUAUUCGUUUCGAAAUACAUUCCUAUUUUUUUGUUCUUUUUCUUUUUCUGGCAAAUGAUAACUGUUUGCCAGAGCGAAUGAUUUUAUUUUAUUUUCUGCUUAAAACAUUUUUUUAAGAUGCGAGUGGAAAGUUCGUUAAUUCAAUUAGUCAUUAUAUUUUUAUACAUUUUAAAAACAAAGGCAGAAGGCAUUAUGUGCUACCGUUGUGUAGCAAUAUUUUCAGGAUAUGAUGCAUCGGAACAACUUUGUUCCCAAUUCAAUGGAAAUAAAACAUUUCAAGUUUCUUGUCCUACGUCAACAUUUUGUGUAAAAAAAACUAUCUAUUAUAAAUCACAAACAUCUAUGGUUAAAACAGUUCAAAGAGACUGUGCCACUCAAAGGUACUUAUCUAAAUCUUACGAUUAUGAAAAACGUGAAUGGUACGAUACGGAGGAAGUAAUAAAAACGGUUUACAAAGAGGGCUGUGCCAAUGGCGAGGACAGAGGAGCAACUGGUAGACCACCCGAAUAUUGCUACUGCAAUUCUGAUUUUUGUAAUUUUUCUCCCUCAAAUAAGAUAGUAAAUCCGACUAUUGUCUCUCUAUCGGCGCUAUUUUUAUUAUUUGUUAAAUUCUUACAUGUUUAACAGAAAUGGUAAUUGAAUUUUAUAAUGGAAAUAUUUUAAUGCAAAUAUUUUAAUGCAUAUAGCGGUAUAGCAUCAAUAUUUAGACAUUGUUACGCGUAAAGUGUAAUUUCAGAGAAAAAUAUCUAUAUUUUACGAGAUAUUCAAUGGAUUUUUUUAUCAUGCAACAGUAUUCAAUGCAAAUGAGUGCGCUUACAUUCAAGAAUGUACUUCUGAUAUUGUAUUUAUACAAAUUUACAUAAAAAUAGAUAUUAAUACUUUUGUGAUAUCAUUGUGUUAAGGAAAUAUUUAAAUACGUUGAAGAGAAUCAAAAUCUCAUAUAUAUCACGUUGAACAACAAUUUAACAAUAACGAAAAGAAUUUUAUCUCUAUUAAGGAUACUGUUUUAUUUACAAUUUGCAUAUUAUUUAAUAUACUUCGCGAAUAAUUUAAUUUAUCCUUUAAAUAUUAACCCGAUAGAUAUAUUUUUAACACUCACCCACUUUAUCAUAGCAUAUAUUUCCUAAUUUGCUAUACGGUUAAGCAUAUUAAUUUUCUUAUAACGAAUGAGUGGAAAGUAAUUAAAUAAAAAAAAAUGUUCCUUA